UGCUCAGUUCCCAACUGACGCUCGAGCCGUCAAGUAAUAUAAAAAAAAGUAGCUGAUGCACAGAAAUUACCAGCCAAUAAGUUUCGAAUGAGAUAUUUCAAUAAUGUGGCGCUUGUUAAUACUAUUCGCGGUGGUGUCGAAUGGCAGAGCUUUGAUCUGUACACGACGUCCGGCAAAUACGGCCACGCCCAAGUCGCCAGUCGAUGAGAACUAUGUGAUAAGCAUUACUGGCAAUCCGGAAACGUAUAUUCUCGGUCAGGAGUACAACGUUUCUCUAAAUGCAUUCAACGGCCAUCGGUACAUCAGUUUCAUUCUGGCUUUGGAAAACGAGAAUGGAGAUUUUAGCUACAUGGCCGAUCUGGGUAGAUUCGAACUAAGCGAUAGGAUCGAGACACGUUUCAGUCCUAACUGCAUUAACAUGGUGGAAAACACAAACACCAAUCCCAAGACACAUAUGCAUCUCACUUGGACAGCCCCAAGUGAGCCUGGCAGUGGUUGCAUAUUAAUACGUGCCACAGUACUGCAGCAUCGCGAUGUUUGGCACAUGGACGAUGGCGGCUUAACACGACGAAUUUGCGAGGAGAUCGUGGACGAUGUUGAAAGCCAGCCAACUGCACCCAGUUUAAACGCUCCUUGUUGUGCCUGCGACGAGGCGCGUUAUGAGCUCACUUUCGAGGGAGUCUGGCAACGAAAUUUACACCCAAAGAACUUUCCAGAAAGAAAAUGGGAGACACGGUUCUGUGAGCUCGUCGGUGCUGCUCAUAGCGCCGAUUAUCGCUUUUGGGAAUCCGGUGCCUUAGCCAGCGAAGGCUUAAAGCAAUAUGCGGAGCACUGCACAGCAAAGCUGCUUGAUCGAGAGUUUAGCGUCAAUUACCGCGAUAAUAAGAUACGCACAAUUAUUAAGGCACGUGGUCUAGGGUAUCCCAAUCUGAACAGUAAAUCGAUGGCUUCGGUGCGUGUUGAUCCAAUGCGUCACAUGGUAUCGUUUGCAUCCAAAAUUGAGCCGUCGCCCGAUUGGAUUGUGGGCGUUAGCGGACUGGAGCUGUGUCUACGGAAUUGCACCUGGUUGGACUCGAAAGUGAUCAAUUUGUAUCCAUGGGAUGUGGGCACCGAUGCAGGUCCCACUUAUACGUCACCCGAUCAGCCUCAAGUUCCACCUGAUGUCAUCAGGCGAAUGAGCUCCGACUUCCCCCCUGAUGACCGUUCGCCAUUCUACGAUAAGGAAGGGAUACCAAUGAAGCCAAUGGCCGUGCUAACCAUACGACGACAACGAAUCUACGAACGGCGUUGCCUGGAUGAAGAAUCCAACAACGAUGAAGAUGUGCCACGCGAAUGUCAGACGCAUCCCUGGUCGGCUUGGACCGAGUGUUCUACGAAAUGUGGUGGUGGCAUGCAAUAUAAGCGACGGGUGUAUAAGCAACCCGAGCUCUCCAGAGUUUACAACUGCAAUGUGCCACUCUACGAAGAACGCGAGUGUGAGGGCGAAGCCUGUGGUGUGGCAGAGUCGGUCAAUAAUGCAGACGAGUUUGAGGAGUUUCAGCUUGGCGGACAAAAGAUUCCCCCUUAUCAACGACAGGCUGAGUGCCAAUUAUCUGAUUGGAACGCUUGGGGUUCAUGUAGUGUAACAUGUGGCGACGGUUUUCAAUCACGAUACCGUCAAUAUAUUACUCCUGGAGCUGAGGAAAAGUGUCAAAAUGUAUAUAGACUAGAUCUACAAGAAACACGAAGCUGCUCAGGUGGCACUUGCUCGGGCAACUUAUCCGGAGAAGACGCUGAUCCCAAUUCCCAAUAUGACGGAUCACUGAACCCACGCUUACAGCCGGAUGAUUAUCGCAAAUUCGAAGUGGGCAAUCUGAAGGGCACCAAUCAAUGGGGCCAAGAGCAGAUCAGCCAUACUCCAACAAUGUCCAACCAAUUCUUUAGACCACAGCAGUCGUCUUACAAUCAACAGUCUCGUAAAGCUUCUGCGAACAGUUAUGAAGAAAUACCACGAUUACAGGACGUUGAGCGUGCUCCAUUUCAACGGAGACCCGGUAGUAAUGACUUCCGUGACUCCAGCAGUAAUAACUUCCGUGAUUCCAGCAGUAAUAACUUCCGAGAUCUCGGAAGUAAUAACUUCCGUGAUUCCAGCAGUAAUAACUUCCGUGAUCUCGGAAGUAAUAACUUCCGUGAUCUCGGAAGUAAUAACUUCCGUGACUCCGGCGCUAAUAAUUUCCGUAAUUCCGACACUAAUAAUUUCCGUGAUCCCGGGAAUCGUUUCUCUGCCCAGAAUUCGCCUCUUCGCAACACCAACAGAGAUGUGGAUGAUCGAAAUCCAUAUAUGCAAUCAAAUAAUAAUGUACACGAUCCAUGGCAAAGACGUAAUAACAAUAACUUUAGAAGAGGAUAUGAUGAUGCUGAAGACAACAAACCGGAUAUCGAUGAAUAUAUGGAGAGGAGCUGCUUCCAAAUGAUAAGGACGACACCAAGCUGUCAGAAUAGUACAAUUCUGGGCAACUUCUGGUUUUAUAAUUUCUGCAAUGAUGAAUGCAUGUUGUUCCCAGUAGAUGUAUGUGAUAGAAAUGUUAACAAGUUCAACAAAUUGGAGAAAUGCGAAGAGUGUCGUCGUCCUCAAUACAAACAGCUCCAAUUGCAAGCUGCAGAGUCACAAGAAUGCAAAAAUAUUUUAUCUGCGCAACGAGCUGAUAACGAGUUCUGGAGAGAAGAACGCAUCUACACAGAUCCUAGGCGUAAUAACAAUUAUAGUAACAGAAGACGAGAUUGAGUGCAAAUAUUAUAUUAUAGGCAGCGUCACAAUUGUUGUAUCAAACAUAAAAUAGGUUUAUUAAAGAUAUAGUACUAUUAAAAUACUAAAUAAAGUGAUUAUCACCAAAUGAAAAUUACUGUUAAGGCCAA
Molecule: messenger RNA, 2895 nt
Organism: Drosophila nasuta
Lineage: Eukaryota; Metazoa; Arthropoda; Insecta; Diptera; Drosophilidae
Product: spondin-1
Exons: 6
Coding region: 104-2764 (886 amino acids)
Biological process (GO): cell adhesion
Cellular component (GO): extracellular matrix
Source: RefSeq, a predicted model, not a curated record